UGUGGUGAUUUCGAAAUAUCGGAAGAGGCAAAUGCGUGUAAUGCACUGAUCUCAGCUUAUGAAUCCGGCGAUAACAAUCGCUUUCAGGAAGUCCUUCGGUGGCCGCUUCUGAGGAGCAUGGAUAAUGAGUACCUUCGUUUGAUGAAAACAUUACAAUCACAUUCCGAAGGAAACCACGCGAUCGCCGCAGAAACAGCAGGCGCUGAUGAUGACGGUGAUGAUGAUGACGAUUUGAAAUAA
Gongylonema pulchrum is the source of this 240-nucleotide messenger RNA. Lineage: Eukaryota; Metazoa; Nematoda; Chromadorea; Rhabditida; Gongylonematidae. The record is from the annotation of a GenBank genome assembly.